GUAGCCUCUUUGAAUAAAUUAUGAAGGCGAAUGUUUUGAUGGAGUCGAGGGACUAACUGGACACAUUUGUUGACCUAACAACACAGGAAAGUCGCUGUUUUGUGGCGUGAAAAUACACCCACUGCACCAACAACCAGCGUGCAGUGACAACUGUACACUUAUUUAUUCAGCGUACGAAAAAAAUAGGUCGGUUUGCCAAUGUCGUUCACUGCCGCGGCCUAGCUAACAUUUCAGCUAGCACUGUUUUAAGUUGGGACAGUCCAUAGAUGUAAGGAGUUCUUACUCAUCAUUCACCUGGAUUCAUAUUGUUAUCAGCGGCUGUGUUAAUGAAACGUUAUCGUACCUGUUAUUGACGUCAGUGUGUGACCUGCUCCUGUAGAACUCAUCGAGUUAAAGUGGUUGUCCAUGUUCACAAACUACUGCAGAAAAGCAAUCCUUAAUCACACCAGCAGUCAUGUCUUUAGUCGCGUAUGGCAGUAGUGACGAUAGCGACACCGAGGGAACAUCCCGCUCUGCUGCAUCGGAGAGCAAAUUCAGCUCUGGAGGACUUUUCUCACGCCUACCUGCUCCCAAAAAGACAGGAGCUGGGGGCAGAAAACACGAUGGACCAGGCAAGGAGACUAAAAUAAGCAAUUCAACAGCGGUGGACAGCGCGUCCAACGACGAUCUCGAUCUUCAAACAUCUAGAGGAGGGUUUUUGUCAGGUCUGCCCAAGCCGAAAAAGCGAACAGAUCCUGUCAGGAUAACUGUACCACAGAUCCAGAGACAGGAUUCAGACUCCGAUGACGAUGAACCAGCAAAGAAGAAAUUACCACCCCAGGGUGCAGGUUCAGGUCUGUCUGCCCUUCUACCAAAACCCAGAAACCUGACAAUAAGGGAGACUGCCAGGGUCCUGAUUCCUCACACGCUCACCAAACGGCAAGAACCUAAAGGACCCAAGCCUGGAACACCUGCUCAGUCUGGGCUCGGUUCUAGUGCAUCUCCCUCUGCCAUCAAAGCUGCAGCAAAAUCAGCUGCUCUGCAGCUGGCUAAACAAAUAGCUGCUGAUGACCAAGAUAAUGAGGAGGACAUAACCCCACAGAACUACUUCUCCCUAGGUGAAAGCUCCCCGCCCCUUCCUGCAACACUCCCAAGCUUAGAUCCUGAGCCGAGAGCUCCUUCUGAGCCUCUUUCUAUCACAGCUGCUGAUGAGCCCGGUCUGUCUGACGCUCCCCUUGAUUUUGGGGGAGAGGGAGCUGGAGCAUGGGGCGGUCAAUUGUCUCAGUAUCAACAGCCCAUGACGGGCCCAGAGGCCUGCCCUCAGGAAUAUUAUGAGGAGUCAUAUUAUCAAGAUCCUAACCCAGAAUUGUCAGAGGAGGCUGAAGAACCUGGCCAAUCUGCCAUGUUUGAUGAUGAAGCGUUCAUGCGGCUGCAAGGGAAAAGGAACAGAGGCAAAGAGGAAGUCAAGUUUCUGGAGAUCAAGGGCGAUGACCAGCUGAGUGGUAACCAGCAGUGGAUGACAAAGAGCAUGACGGAGGAGAAGCAGACCCGCCAGUCCUUCAGCAAGAAAAGGGGAGAACAGCCUACAGGACAACAGCGGCGCAAGCACCAGAUAACAUAUCUCAUUCAUCAGGCCAAGGAACGUGAGCUGGAGCUGAAGAAUAAUUGGGCGGAAAACAAGAUAACUCGCCGGCAGACUCAGGCCAAAUAUGGUUUCUGAUUGUCACAGUGUGGACUUGUGUAGAAAAACCUGAUCAGAAAGUAGAGAUUUGCAGAUUUCCCAAACAAAGGGGAAGUACAAGUAUAUACAGUGUAAGACAAAUUUGUCCUCUUGCUCUCCAUCCUACAUUUGUGUUGAACAGUUAAUAUUUAAUAGCUGUUUUGAUCUGAACUGUUUGGUAAUGUGUUACUCCCACAUUUAAACUCCAAUUACAGCCAUGACAUUCUCCUUUUGACAGUAGGUAACUAUAAAUAAACAAUUUCAAUAUUUUCUAAAA
Molecule: messenger RNA, 1976 nt
Organism: Solea solea (common sole)
Lineage: Eukaryota; Metazoa; Chordata; Actinopteri; Pleuronectiformes; Soleidae
Gene: prcc
Product: proline rich mitotic checkpoint control factor
Exons: 7
Coding region: 455-1699 (414 amino acids)
Cellular component (GO): nucleus
Source: RefSeq, a predicted model, not a curated record